CGCAGGCCGCCCCCGCAGGACGCAGCUCGGCAGCCGCAGCCGCUCGGCGUAGUCCCUGCUCCCGCAGCCCCGCACCGGCGUGCCCCCGCUCCCGCAGCCCCGCGCCGGCGCAGCGCCCCCGCAGGCUUGCGCUCGGUCGCUCCAGCGCGGGCACGGCUCCGCCGGCCGUCCGCCCGUGGCCCGCGCAACGGCCGCCCGGCAAGGCCAGGCGCUUAGUCUUGCAGGCCAUCCGGAAGCCGCUCGGCCGCCCGCCCCUCGCCUCUCCUCUGCAGGCCUUGUCCCCCAAUAGCUCGAUCCAGGAGCAAAAGACCGAACCUGUGGAGAUGCCUCAUCCUUUUUAUCCGGAGCUAUUUUUCAUGAAUUGGGAGGAUUGAUUUCUCUUUCGUCGCCCUAGUGAUGCCCUUGGAAUUGUUAGCAGUAACGGUGAAUUUGGGUGGCUCAGAGCUGUGUGCUUUGGCCAAAUUUAUGAGUGUAUGAGAUGAGCAUCAUUUACUUUUCGGGUUUAGGCUGGAAUUGCUCCCGGUGCCCAGGCUUCGAUCGCUAGCUGGCUCCGCCACUGGCGAGCGGAGUGACUAAAAAAAAGCAAAAAUCCCAGUUAUAUGGAUGACGGCACCAGCGGCUGACGGGCACUGUGCUUUGUAGCAGUCAGGGUGCCGGAAACUGACACGGGCUUUCUAACUCGCCCUCCCGCUGUGCCGGAGGAGAGGGAGUACCGGGCCGACGCCGGGACGCUGUGGAGGAGGAGGAAGGUGGGUCGACGCUCACAGCGGAGGCUCACUGUCACCGACCUCUGCCCCGGUGAGGUUGAUUUUAAGAAGUACACGCCACCAUAGAACAAAAUUUCAUAAUGCUUUGGCAAACGAGUCGUAGACUAUGGCAACCCGUAUCCUGUCGCGUCAAAAUCUGAGAAAGUUGGCUUCGUUCACGCUCCAGAAUAUAUCCCAGAGGCAACUAGUUCCGCCUUAUCCUCCAGCUCUCAGAUCCACUAUUGUUUCCCCCAGCAAAUUCCUGAGCCCCCUUUACCUGUCUGGGCAUUCAUUGGCUGUGAGAUGGGCAACCUAUGGAUCAGUGAAUCUAGUUUUGUCCGAUGAUGGAAAACCCAAGUUUCAAAUUGAGGAGGUGGAGCCCUCCACAAAGAGAAGGUAUUUGACAAAGAAGCGUUUGAAGCUUCAAAGGAAGAAGGAAAAGAAGAAGAGGAAGGAGGCAAAUAAAAAUGACCCACGGCGCAUCAGGCCUAAGGGAAAGAAAAUAAAACAGAAAUUUCCCACACCUGAAGCUAGGCUAAAAUAUAAGAUCGAGAAGGCCAAACUAAAGGAAGCUAGGUUGGUAGAAAAACUAAAGAAGUAUGAGAUUGCCAAAGCCCAAGGCCCUAUGGCUAAAGUGGAUGAUCUUAGCGGCGAAGAAAGAUUUUACUUGAAGAAGGUUUCACAGAAAAAAUCAAAUUAUGUCCCUGUUGGAAGGCGAGGAGUGUUUGGAGGCGUAAUUCUGAACAUGCAUUUGCAUUGGAAAAAACAUGAAACUGUGAAGGUCAUAUGUAAGCCCUGCAAACCAGGGCAGAUCCAGGAAUAUGCAAACGAGAUAGCCCGACUGAGCGGUGGCAUCCCUGUCAACGUCAUUGGAGAUGACACCAUAGUCUUCUAUCGAGGAAAGAGCUAUGUUCAGCCAGAAGUUAUGUCACCUGUUGAUACACUGUCAAAGAAAAAGGCACUUGAAAAAUCAAAAUACGAACAGUCGCUGGAGACAGUUCGGCGUUUCAUUGCAAUAUCCGAGAAGGAACUUGAGCUUUAUUACCGGCAUGUCGCACUUUAUGGAAUUUCACAAUCCCAGAAAUCUGAUCUUGUUUGCGGUGAUGAUAGAGAAGCUUCUUUGCUCAAAAUGGAGGGAUUGGAUCGAGGGAAGGGCCAAGAGCCUCACCUGGCUACGAAUCAUUUCUCUGAUCUUCACAUUGGUGAUGUUUCUGAAUCCGACGAGGAAGAUAGUUCCGGCAGUGAAUAUGAUGCUGACGACGACGACAACGAGACCGAAAGCAUGGCCAGCGUUUCUGAAGACGCUAGCUAAUGUUUCUGAUCAUGGAGGUUUAGCCAAUUGGGGCGGGCGAAGUGUGGUUACCUUGCCUCACAUAAUGACCUUGUUGGCUAGAAAUUUGCCUUGGAUCGAGCCACCUCAUCAUAACAUGCUUCUGUUGUCAGCUGUAAUUAAGCUUCUUCUUCUUCUUUUUUUGGUGUGGCGGUUUACCUUGAAGGACUUGAUGUAUGCCAGUACAACAAAUUCAGCCAAAUGUGGCCGUGUAUCUAACAUAUCCUUGUAAUAAAAUUGCUCCCUCCUUGCUGUCAGAGGAGCUGGGACACAUGUGACAGCUGUGGAAGAGUACUAUACAUUAGGGAAGAGGUACUAUAAUAUUGUGCUGCUCAAGAAAGUAUCCUCUGAGUUGGCCACCAACACCUGGUGAAGCACUGAGGUGAUUUCUGGUCAUGAUUAAUGAACAACAACCUUGGAAAUCCAAGCCUUU
Molecule: messenger RNA, 2509 nt
Organism: Zea mays
Lineage: Eukaryota; Viridiplantae; Streptophyta; Magnoliopsida; Poales; Poaceae
Product: CFM6
Exons: 7
Coding region: 874-2058 (394 amino acids)
Molecular function (GO): RNA binding
Source: RefSeq, a predicted model, not a curated record